AUGGCCUUUGCAGCUUCCCUGGCUGAGCUGCAGGCACAGGCCAGCUGUCCCAUCUGCCUGGAUUACCUGAGAGACCCAGUGACCAUUGCCUGUGGGCACAACUUCUGUCCCUCCUGCAUCCACCAGCGCUGGGAAGGUCUACGGGGCACCUUUCCCUGUCCUGUCUGCCUCCACCACUGCCCUGACAGGAGCUUGGAGAGGAACAGCCAAUUAUGUCACAUGACUGAGAUUGUUCAGCAGAUUCCCACCUCAGGGAGCCAGAGGAAAUUGCAGGAAGAAAAACCCCUGUGUGGGAAGCACCAUGAGGUUCUGACCCUGUUCUGUAAGAAGGACCUGGAGCUGUUGUGUCCCCAGUGCUGGGUCUUGUCAGACCCCCAGAAUCAGCCCCUGAUCCCCAUUGAGGAAGCUGCAGCUAUUCACAGGAGGAUGCUGAAAUUUUACAUGGAGGCCCUGAUUAUGAAUGCUGAAGAGUAUGAAGCAGCAUAUAACAUCCAAGAAGCAAAAACUUCCCAUAUGAAGAGAUGGAUGACAAAAUGGAGGGGGAAAUUGGAAGAUGACUGUAAAGAACUUAAGAGUUCCUUGGAAAUGCAGUGAGAUGAAAUUAACGACAAUCUACUUACAGAAGAGAAGGAUGUUGAAGAAAAACUAAUUGAAAAUGGAAGGCAAAUUUCAUACCAUAGGUUCAGACUAAACAAACUGUUAGGUGAAAUAAAAGAGAAGUAUUUGCAGACAGACGUGGAUUUACUCACAGGUAUUGAAAGUAUCUACUACAGGUUUAGAAACCUAGAGGCCCCAGCAGAUUUUACAUAUGAAUUAAAGAAGGCGAUUUUCACUCUCGCCCCACAUUACUUGGGACUCCAGAAAAUGAUCACUGAA
Molecule: messenger RNA, 876 nt
Organism: Myotis myotis
Lineage: Eukaryota; Metazoa; Chordata; Mammalia; Chiroptera; Vespertilionidae
Product: putative tripartite motif-containing protein 61
Exons: 1
Molecular function (GO): zinc ion binding
Source: RefSeq, a predicted model, not a curated record